Messenger RNA from Marmota monax (woodchuck), 5687 nucleotides. It is a transcript of the gene Sstr2, whose product is annotated as somatostatin receptor 2. NCBI's taxonomy places the organism in Eukaryota, Metazoa, Chordata, Mammalia, Rodentia, Sciuridae. Gene Ontology annotation, biological process: cellular response to estradiol stimulus; neuropeptide signaling pathway; cellular response to glucocorticoid stimulus. The transcript is spliced from 2 exons. The record is from RefSeq and is a predicted model, not a curated record. Gene Ontology annotation, molecular function: somatostatin receptor activity; neuropeptide binding. Gene Ontology annotation, cellular component: neuron projection; membrane. The coding region runs from base 360 to 1469 and encodes 369 amino acids.
CACCAGCGCGCGCGCGCGCGCGCUCCCAAGGCCACCCGCCCGCAGAGCGCCAGUCCGCGACUCGGCGCGGGCGGACAGCGGGCCAGACUGGCUGUGGGACGUGAAAGGGGCAAACACCAGCCAGCUCAAGGGAGGCGGAAGGGCCGGAAGCACUGGACGCCGAGCGCCAGCCACCCGCCAAGAGCUGCGCUCCUGGGCGCCGUGCUGGAUAGGGAACAGUUACUGAGGGCUGGUGAGCCCACUUAACGGAUUACCGCGAAAAAGCAAGAUGUCACCGUGGACCCUUGGCCUCCAGGGCCCACUGAGUGGGGAGUAAGAUCGGGGGCAGAUUGGUUCUUGGCUUAGACUGAAAAGCAGCCAUGGAGACGGUGUACGAGCAACUCAAUGAGAGCCAGGCAUGGCCGCCCUCCCCCUUUGACCUCAAUGGCUCUGCGACGGCAGCGAACAACUCCAACAAGACAGAGCCAUACUACGACAUGACCAGCAAUGCAGUCCUCACAUUCAUAUACUUCGUGGUCUGCAUCAUCGGUCUCUGUGGCAACACUCUUGUCAUUUACGUCAUCCUCCGCUACGCUAAGAUGAAGACCAUCACCAACAUCUACAUCCUCAACCUGGCCAUCGCCGAUGAGCUCUUCAUGCUGGGGCUGCCCUUCCUGGCCAUGCAGGUGGCGCUGGUCCACUGGCCCUUUGGCAAGGCCAUCUGCCGGGUGGUCAUGACUGUGGACGGCAUCAACCAGUUCACCAGCAUCUUCUGCUUGACGGUCAUGAGCAUCGACCGUUACCUGGCUGUGGUCCACCCCAUCAAGUCGGCCAAGUGGAGGAGACCCCGGACAGCCAAGAUGAUCAACGUGGCUGUGUGGGGGGUCUCUCUGCUGGUCAUCUUGCCUAUCAUGAUCUAUGCUGGGCUUCGGAGCAACCAGUGGGGGAAAAGCAGCUGCACCAUCAACUGGCCAGGUGAAUCUGGGGCGUGGUACACGGGGUUCAUCAUCUAUGCAUUCAUCCUGGGGUUCCUGGUCCCCCUCACCAUCAUUUGUCUCUGCUACCUGUUCAUUAUCAUCAAGGUGAAGUCCUCUGGCAUCCGAGUAGGUUCCUCUAAGAGGAAAAAGUCCGAGAAGAAGGUCACCCGAAUGGUCUCCAUAGUGGUGGCCGUCUUCAUUUUCUGCUGGCUCCCCUUCUACAUAUUCAACGUGUCCUCCGUGACCGUGGCCAUCGACCCCACCCCGGCUCUCAAAGGCAUGUUUGACUUUGUGGUGGUCCUCACCUACGCCAACAGCUGUGCCAACCCUAUCCUCUAUGCUUUCCUGUCUGACAACUUCAAGAAGAGCUUCCAGAACGUCCUCUGCUUGGUCAAGGUGAGUGGCACAGAUGACGGGGAACGGAGCGACAGCAAGCAGGACAAAUCCCGGCUGAAUGAGACCACGGAGACCCAGAGGACCCUCCUCAACGGAGACCUCCAAACCAGUAUCUAAACUGCCUGGCCAAACAAAAUCCAAAACAAAACAAGCAAGCUCCACCAACGGGCAAAGGACUCCCUUCUCACCUGCUUUUCCCUCCUCCCACCCGCACACCUGGCUUCUAGGAUAGAGGUCCGAUGGGCCUGAGCCCAAGUCACAGCACAGCGAAUGAAUGGGCUUGUCUGGUAGAUAACUAAUACGUUGAUUACCUCCCCCUUUAAGUGAACACUCAAGUGCAGGCAGACAAUUCAAAGUCUGGAGACCUAUGACCUUGAGAGAUGCUCAAGUUCAACAAAAAGAGAAAAAAACAACCCUAUGUGCGUGUCUGUGGACUUCCAGCCUGCUGUGUAAAGUGUGUUCUUAUAUUUAUCCUUGUAUAUUCCUGCUGAGUGUUUGUACAGUCAUCGCUUUACACUCCUUGUGUUCAGUACAAGAGCAGCAAACUGAAGCAUGCAGAGUGCCCAGGACAUGAGCCACGGUAUGGAACCCUAAGAAAUGGACUUAGCGGGAAGCCAACAAGCUUUACAUGUCAGGGAUGGCUCUCCCCGGGCCUUUCCCAGCCCAGGACAAACCUGAGCGCUCUGUUCCUGUGGGUCAUGUGCUCUCGUACAAUAUUGUGAAAGUGAGAUAUUUUUGUAUUCUUUCUCUUAAGAGGGCCCCCCCUGUUACCUAAGCUUCCAGUCUCCCCAAACCUGCCUCUUCCCCUGGGUGUCUUCUGCAUUGAUUUCAAGCAGCUAGGUCAAACUCAGGAGGGGGAAGGGAGAAGACAGCCGAAGACCCAGGAUAUAAAUUGUGAGUUUCCUGUUCUCAGAUACAAUCAGUUAUUCAUUUACCCGAAAGGAUCGAAAUGGUUGUGGUCAUCAAUCAUCGAUUUAUCAACACAAAGCCUGCUUUAUCAUAAGAUCGGGCUUUUCUUCUUCUCAAUUUGCUUUAUUCUUUAUUAGGGAUCCACAGAGAGGGAAACCACUAGCCUGAAAGGCAAAAAUUGGACUAGGGGAAACGAUUUUAUUUCCCCAACAUAAAAAUAAAUAAAUAAGAAUGAAGCAAAAUCAUACUUUCAUUAGAAACCAUGAAACUGCCUUCUUUUUUUUUUUUUAAUGCCAGACAUGGCUUCCUAAUGAAAGAAAAUGGAAAUGUAAUUCAACAAGUCCUCAAAGCAUUUUUUAAGGACUUUCCACAAGGCUGGGCAUUAACAAAAAUCACAAUGUAUACUAGAGAUGUGAGGACAUUGUUCAUAAAACACACACACAGCCAGCAUGGUGGUGCUUGCUAUAAUCCCAGUGACUCAGAAGGCUGAGGCAGGAGGAUUGCAGGUUUGAGGCCAGCCUCAGCAACUUAUUGAGACCCUAUCUCAAAAUAGAAAAUAAAGGGGGCAGGGGAUGUGGCUCAGUGAUUGAGCACCCCUGGGUUCAAUCCCUGGUACCAAAACAUACACACACACACACACACACACACACACAGCUAAACUCUAUGUGUAGGGGUAUGUUGGAGGAGCCCUGGCCCUCACAGGCACUGCCCUGAUACCUUUUUCCCCACUCUGUGUAUAACUGUCAGAUCGUUACUGCUCUGGACCCUCUGAGCUUCCCCAGGGGCUGCUGUAGACAGGCAUUUCACACCAUCAGGGGUUUUUAUUCCCCAAAUUGUAGCUGGGCCUAUGUACAAGUGAUCAGAAGAAACAGUCCUCCUCCCAUUGACUGGGCACUGUCCCCAGAAUAUGAAGAAAUAUACACUCAGGUGUUUGCAAGAUGCCACCAUGUCUGGCUUUUAUAGGAAAGCAUCACUCUUAACAUCUUGUAUAGAUUUUACCAUAUUUAAAAAAAAGCUUUCCUCUCCUGGCUCCCUGAUAGGGCUGGCAGCCCCAGGGCUGGCAGCCCCGCUGUGACUCUCCUGGAUGGCUGGCUGACUUUAUUCUAUGUCCUUCGCACCACCUAGUUCCCAAAAGUACUUGUCGUGGCUUAGAAAAAUAUGUUCGAUAAGAGUUAAGAUCAACAAAUGAAUUUGUGCAAAAAUAAAAAAGAGGUGCAAUUAUAAACUAAGGUUACUAAGAAAGUCGUUGCAAAAAAAAACGCCGACGCAGUGAAAUCCCACACCCUUGCUAAAGGCAAAGCUCACAGCCAGUCCAGCUCAGGGCUGGCUUCCUGGCAACGCACUUAAUGGAGAAUGACUUUUUUUUUUAAUAAAAAUAAGCAGAGGUUUGGAAGGAAACACUAUAAACACAAUUUUACCAUUAUUUUAUGUCUUUGAAUAAAUGCUGGUUGUUGUUUUUUUUUAACUUACGGAAAUGAUGCCAAGGGAGCAAGAAUUGGUAGAAAUCGUUUGGAAGAAAAGAGUAAUUCCAUAGUAUCCAUGUCUGUGCAAACAGAGAAACCCCAGGAGGCAGGGUCCAAAGCAGCCACCGCAAACAACCUCAAAAUGAAAGGCACAUCCAGUCCCUGGGAGGGCUCAUCAACAGGAGGGUCAUCCAAAAGCAAAAGGAAGGGGUCUAUAAGACCCAUGCUCUAAUUUCACCCCAAUAUGUAAUCAGGUCCCACUACACAGAAAUGUGUUCUCCACUUUUCAAAAGACCUCUUUCAAGGAUGACUUGCUCUCAGAUUUUCUCUUAUCCAGAAGAGGAAAUAAACCUUUUCAUGUAACCGUUAACCUUAAUUUUAAUUAAAAAAUGUAAUUUUAGCCUCAAAUGAAAAUAAACCUGCUGGAUAUACUGAGAGGGAAUAAGAAAUAACGCAGCCCACCGAUUGUGGAGUGUCUGAUGGCUGAGUUGUGCUAGUCACUCCUUACCUUCCUCUAGCAUGGGCAGUUAAGCGCUGCCUAAACCCAGUGGACUCAGAAGGACACGCUGACCCUGGGGCCUGGGCUGAACGAUGUUGACUUGCGUUUCAGUAACAGGGAGGUGGGUGACAGUGGAUAUGGAGUUGGAACGUGGGCUUAGACAGUGGAUGGUGCAUGCAGGCAGAGAGGAAAACGGGGGCUGGCGGAUGGGACUUCCAGAGCUGGCAGUGACCUCAAGUCCAUCUGCUUAUACCAAUCUGACCUCCUCUUCUUGAUGGAGUAUGAGCUCUGCUUGCUGAAGCCCUCAGGCCCAGCUGUCCCCAUGAGAGCACAGUGCUGGGGAAGCACCCAGCCUGGUGGCUGGGCUGGAGAGGAAGCCAAGGGCUGCCUGGACACGGGGAGUUACAGCAGCAGGACAACAGGAACUUUGGCCUUGUUGAAGACAGGGGGCAAGAGAAUCAUCAAAAGGUUGGUGGAAAGCCUGGUUUGUGUAUCUGAAGUGUGUGUCCUUACAGGACCACAAUAGCUGCAGCCAGGCUCUGUGGCCACGCCUGUCAUCCCAGAGACCCAGGAGGCUGAGGCAGGAGGAUCAGAGGUUCAAGGCCAGCCUCAGAAACUUAGUCAGACCCUAUCUCAAAAAAUAAAUAAAUAAAGGGCUGGAGAUGUAGCUCACUGGUAAAGUACCCAGUACUACCAAAGAAUUAAAAAAUAUAUAUAUAUCACGGUAGCUGACAAGCCCAGCAUUAUAAGUAAUGACUUACAAUCAAUCAUUUGUCUCAUCCACAUUUUUGCUAGAUUCAAAAACAUGGGAUUUACCAUCACACAUUCUAUCAAAGCAAACCUUUACCUAAGUGCUUGUUUGGCUUAUAACGUGAGAAUCUCUGGGAACCUCCUCAUUGGCAGAGUUUCUCUCUCUUUUUUUUUUCCCAGCAGCUCAUCUAGAAAGUAGGGGAUUGUAUUCCACUCAAAGCUGGAAACUUUUGUAGCUCUCAGUUACCUGAUUCAGGUAAUUCGCACCACCUCAUUCCCAAAGUACUUUCCGAGUGAUACGCUCUCUUGUGGCUUGGAACCGUUGUGCUGUCAUGCCUGUUCUUACUUUUUCUUUCUUUUAAAUUAACAGACUAUUUCUAGAACCAUUUUAGGAUUUAGAAAAGGUGGACAGAAAGUACAGAGAGUUCAACGAAUGACCUUCAACUCACAUCUCAAGGACAAGCUUUUACCCCCAGCCCCCAAGGCCACUCUCAAGCCUGGCCAUCCCACAGCCAUGUGGCUUCCUCCUCAGCAGCCACAGAGCACUGCACACCAUCCAGCUGCUCCCCUGUGGAUGUCUUGGGCCAUGUGUAUCUGGAUUGUGCUUAAAAACAGAGCUAAAUAUUAACCCAGACCUAACCCUGCCGACUAGAAGCAUUAUUGAUUCUCCUAAGAUCAGAAGUGAGUGUGAUAUCAUUAAAAUGCAAUGCUGUA